CUUGGCCAAGGUGGUUUUGGGUAUGUUUAUAAGGGACUGCUUUCAAGCGGGAAAGUAGUUGCAAUCAAGCAGUUAAAAGGUGGAAGUGGACAAGGGGAGAGGGAAUUUCAAGCAGAGAUUGACAUCAUUCACUACAUCCAUCAUAUACACCUUGUAAACCUUAUUGAUUACUGCAUUUCUGGUGCUCUGAGAAUUCUUGUAUACGAGUUUGUUCCAAAUAGCACGUUGGAAUUUCAUUUGCAUGGGAAGGAUUACCUAAAUAUAGCUUGGCCUACGAGGAUAAAGAUUGCUUUAGAUUCUGCAAGAGAGUUGGCAUAUAUGCAUAAGGACUGUAAUCCUAAAAUCAUUCACAUGACAUCAAGGCUUCUAAUAUUCUUUUAG
Syzygium oleosum is the source of this 381-nucleotide messenger RNA. Its product is annotated as proline-rich receptor-like protein kinase PERK5. Lineage: Eukaryota; Viridiplantae; Streptophyta; Magnoliopsida; Myrtales; Myrtaceae. Gene Ontology annotation, biological process: protein phosphorylation. Gene Ontology annotation, molecular function: protein kinase activity; ATP binding. The annotation marks the transcript as partial. The record is from RefSeq and is a predicted model, not a curated record. The transcript has 3 exons.